Messenger RNA from Sclerotinia sclerotiorum 1980 UF-70, 267 nucleotides. RefSeq lists its product with no specific name. The transcript has 2 exons. Lineage: Eukaryota; Fungi; Ascomycota; Leotiomycetes; Helotiales; Sclerotiniaceae. Bases 1 to 267 code for a protein of 88 amino acids. The record is from RefSeq and is a predicted model, not a curated record.
AUGUUUUAUCAACGGAAGAAUUUUGUCUCACAUGUUGGACAUAUUACGUUACACAAUGACAAAAAUGGUGAGGGCAUUGAUAAAGUAUUUAAGAUUCCUCACUUCCCCAUGGAAGGCAUAUCCAUGAACCUUUCCAAACUACUUAUCAUUUCACCCCAAAACAACAAAUUACGUAUUGCUCUUGGAAAAAUAGAAGCUAAUCUAAUAGUAGCUAAGGAAAGAGGGCGAAUAGGAGAGGAAAUUAGAAAGGAUGUGGAAGUUGCUUGA